AUGGAGUUUUGUACAUCGACGGUUUGGGAGGAGUUGCAGAAUUCUCAACAUGGGGUGCAAUGGUCGGGUGUGGUUUGGUUCCCUCAGGCUAUUCCUCAGCAUGCUUUUCUUGUAUGGCUUCUUGUGCUUAAAAAGUUGAGGACUCAAGAUGUGAUGAUUAGAUGGAAUCCGGGCAAUGCUAAUUUCAGCUUGUUAUGUUGCUCUCUAUGUACAAGGGGUCCUGACUCGCACGAGCAUCUGUUUUUUGAAUGUGAUGUCGCUAAGAAAGUUUGGUAUGAAGUUCGUGGGAAAGCGGGUAUGGAUAGGAUUCAGCAAACAUGGACCGAUAUCUUUGAAUAUUUGGUGGGCAUAGCAAAGUCUAACAUGGCCGAACACAUUAUUGCGAAAAUUGUAGUUUGUGCAACAGCUUAUUUUGUUUGGGAAGAGCGUAAUCGAAGGCUUUUCACCGACAAGCGAAGAAGUAAAGACCAGCUGGUAGAGAUUAUGUUAUCCACGGUUAGAAUGAAACUUCACACAAUGAGGUUCAAGAAUUCCAUCCACACGACAAGAGUCAUGCAGGAGUGGAGUCUACCGAGAGGUCUUCUAGUGGCGGAUGAUGAUUGUGGCUAA
Molecule: messenger RNA, 609 nt
Organism: Helianthus annuus (common sunflower)
Lineage: Eukaryota; Viridiplantae; Streptophyta; Magnoliopsida; Asterales; Asteraceae
Exons: 1
Coding region: 1-609 (202 amino acids)
Source: RefSeq, a predicted model, not a curated record